AUGUCUAAGAGGAUGAUUGUGGAUGCCUUGGCUACUAUGGCCAAUGCCUUUGCACAUGAUGCAGACAACCGGUCUGUGGAAAGAGUAGCACAAGAGAACCAAAGGGGUAAUGAAGAUGAGUUAAGGUUCGAGAGAUUCUUGAGGAAUAAACCACCUACUUUUGCUGGAGGAUACGACCUAGAGGGAUCUCAUAAGUGGUUAGAGGAUCUGAGAGAAGAAGCCGACUAUUGGUGGAAUAAUGUAAAUCAAAGACUUGGAGUUGGAGGUGUUGUGGUUACUUGGGCAAUGUUUAAGAGGGAAUUUUUGAUCAAGUAUUUUCCAGCUGAUGUGAAGAAUAGAAAAGUUAUUGAGUUUAUGGAGUUGAAACAAGGUAACAUGUCUGUUGCAGAGUAUUCUGUUAAGUUUCAGUCCUUGUAUAGGUUUGCACCACACUACAACACUAUUGAGGCCGAGCAUGAUAAGUGUGUGAAGUUUGAGAGUGGUCUGAGGCCUGAGAUUAAACAUUUGAUCGGAUUUUCUGAGAUUAGAGACUUUCCAACAUUGGUAAACAAGAGUCGUAUAUGUGAUGAAGAUGGAAGAGCUAGAGCGAACCACUACAAGAUGACUAAUGAAAAAAGAGGCAAGGAUGGGAACCGUUGGAAGCCCUAUGAUAACAAAGGGAAGAAGCAUGCUGAGAAUAAUAGUGGUAAGAAAGACGUGAAAUGUUUCAAAUGUGGAGUUUGGGGGCACAAAGCAGAUGAGUGCAGGAGUCAAGGUUCAAAAUGCUUUAGGUGUGGAAGAUUUGGUCACAAGUCUAAGGAUUGCAAGAACCCAAUCCCUUGUUUCAACUGCAAUGAGGAGGGUUGUAACACCCAAACCCAUUAA
Molecule: messenger RNA, 864 nt
Organism: Trifolium pratense (red clover)
Lineage: Eukaryota; Viridiplantae; Streptophyta; Magnoliopsida; Fabales; Fabaceae
Exons: 2
Coding region: 1-864 (287 amino acids)
Molecular function (GO): zinc ion binding; nucleic acid binding
Source: RefSeq, a predicted model, not a curated record